AUGGCAAGCAAAGGCGCUUCAGCCGUGUUGGACCCCGUCAGCAGUCGGAGGCCAAAGCAGCCUUUCCUUGGUCGCCCCCGAUCCGAGACAUCCGCCAUUUCGUUGGUCGGAUUCCACCCUGCAUCCCUCGUCCCGUCGUCCAUCUCAUCCUAUCCUAUACCCACCCUCGACAUCGCUUUCCGAAUCGACCGCAUUGGAUCCCACCAUACGCAACUCUUCGUCAUCGCCAUUCGUCUCGCCACGGGAUCAUGCCGCUCUACAGGCGCUCAUCCGCAUCCCCCACCUCCAUGCCAACCGUCACCACUUCCUGAUCCAUCACCAAUGAGCCACUUUGCCAGCCAGAGGGGCUAUCCCUAUGGAGGCCACCACGGCGCCGCCGCCUCCACCAGCAGCGCCGCUGGCGCUUCCACCAUCAACCAGAAGGCGGCGCUUGCUUCCGCCUACCAAGAACUCGGCAAGGAGCUCUCCUCCUCCAAACUAAAGAUCGUCGGCAACUAUACCCUCCAGCGUCCCAUCGGCGAAGGCACCUUUGGCAAGGUGCGCCUCGCACACCACCGCCUCACCAAUACCCGCGUCGCCAUCAAGCAGAUCCCCAAGGCCCACUCCGCCAGCCUCACCCGCGAGAUCCAUCACCAUCGCCGUCUCCACCAUCCCAACGUCAUGCAGCUGUACGAGGUCAUCGCAACAGAACAGUACAUAUGGAUGGUCAGCGAACUAUGCGCAGGCGGCGAGCUCUACGACUACCUCGUAGAGAACGAGUCCCUCCCAGAACCAGAGGCUCGCAGGAUCUUCGGACAGCUCUGCCUCGCCGUAGCCUACGUACACUCCAAGGGCAUCGUCCAUCGCGAUCUCAAGCUUGAAAACAUCCUGCUCGACGAGCGAUGCAACGUCAAACUCGGCGACUUUGGCUUCACCCGCGAAUUCGAACGCAAUCGCCUCAUGCACACCUUUUGCGGCACCACCGGUUACGCAUCGCCCGAAAUGCUCGCCGGCAAAAAGUAUACGGGCGAACAGGUCGACAUUUGGUCCCUCGGCGUCAUCCUCUACGCCCUCCUAUGCGGCGCCUUGCCCUUUGACGAUGACGACGAAUCCGUCAUGAAGCAAAAGAUCCUCCAAGGCGACCUCGAGAUCCCAGACUGCCUCUCCGAAGAGGCUCGCAGCCUCAUCACCAGCAUCCUCCAGCAGGAUCCCGCCCAGCGGCCAAGCAUACACCAGAUCCUCCAACAUCCUUGGUUCACAAAGAUCAUGGCACAGUCUCCCAUGUCCACCGUCGAGGAGGAUGACAGUGCUGCAGACUACUUCACCAGCCGCGCUUCCGAUUUCGUCUCGGCUUCCAACAACCCUCCCGCCGCAGCACCAGCGAUAUCAGUACUGGAGGCAGCAGCCAUACCCGCACCACUCUCGUCUCCCAUCCCUCCCAGCUCACACGAUUCGCUGCCCCUGCAUCAGCAUCACCCAUCCGCAUCCGGCACUUCGGACCUCAGCUAUCAUUCCGCACGCAGCGACAGCGAGUCCAGCGGCAGACGCUCCUCCAACACCGAUCUCACCGAUCCCACCACCGCAGACAGCCUCAGCCGCACCGACGACGCUUUGGACCCCAUCGACAUUGCAUCCGCGUCUCGCCUCACUGCUGCUCCCGCCGCUGCUCCUGCCGUGCCAUCGUCACAUCCAGACAAGCAGGCCAUCAGCAUCCACCGCAAUGAGUCCCAAACAACCAUCCGUCGCUUGGGCUCCAACGGCAGCGACGCCUCCCUCAGCACCGUCGCAAGACCCGCCGCCAUUCGCUCCACCACCUCACCCGCCGCCAUUCGCUCCACCACCUCGUCUCUCCCAACCCAUCACGAGCUGCCCUCCACCUCGCCGGCAGAGCUCGACGCCGACACGGGCGACGCAUACGUGCCCCUGUAUCAGUCGGUCCCUCUUGCCAAGAGGGGCUCCCAAAGCUCGUCACGCGGCCAUCAUCGGACUCCAUCAAGGACCAAACGCCGCUCGCUCUCGUCAGGCGGCCUCUCCGACCAUCAUCCACCUUUGCUCGGCCGCAAACCCGUCGACUAUGUCUCGCAGCUCUCCAACCUGCAGCCAGCCACCUUCUCGUCCGCAGUAGAGCAGAACCUCCUCCAUCAGCUCAGCUCGCUCGGCAUGGAUGUGGGUCAGAUGGUUCACAGCGUCGUCAACGACGCCUGCGAUGCCAGCGGCGCCAUGUGGUGGAUGCUUCUCCGCAAGGCAAAGGACCGCACAAUCGACAUGCUCCCCUCCAGCCCCUCGGUCUCCAACCACGCUUAUACCCCGGUCGAACAGCCACUUUCUUCCCCUGCUGCCGAUACUUCGAAUGCAAAGGGUCUCGGUCUGGAGCCUAUCGCCGUUGACAUGCACCGCCCACCCGUGCCAGUCAAGGACCCGGCUCGAAGCUCCGAAGAUCGGUCUCGCGCCAUGGACAAGGGCCGAGCAUCUUUGACCGCGUCGAGAUCGGAGAACUCGGGCCUUGCCGAACCCAGCAAUCGGCGCCUCCAGACUGUGGUCUCGCAUGAGGAGCUCGAUUGUGCUGCUGCACCGCCUCUGCAGUCUUCCGCCUCCGAGGCCUUGAUAGGCGCGGCGUCUCUCUCGAUGCAUCCUUCGCCUUCGGAUGUACUGCGAUCGUUGCCCACUUCGCCGGCUGUCAAUACGCUUCAGGAUCGCAGCUUGGCGAGCACUCCAGAGUCAAGCUCCUCCUCUCGCCCAAAGUCGCAGCAUCGCCACACCACCGCCACUACAAGUCCCUCGAAGCUGCAACAGGUUACCACCAGCCUCGUCGGCGCCGGGAGCCCAUCUUCCGAGGGCACAAAAGCGCGGCGCAGCGGACAGACCGACCGCCCUCGCAGCAACUCCCUUUCGGUCAAGCAGUUUGCACAGAGUGUCUUGGGCACCAAGGACAAGGGAUCCGCCACCCCGCCGCCACCCACGCCCGACCAGGUCAUCGUGGCCGGCGAAGCGCUGCCCAUGGAGCGCGCAAAGAGCCCCACGCUGUUUGGCCGUCGCAACACCGUGUCCAACGUCAAGGAUUCCAUGGUCGGCAGACUCUCCAAUCCAUCGACGCCCAAAAAGGCGCAUGCAGAGACGCCCGACAAGCCGCGCAGAAGCUCAGGCAAGAGGAGCAUCGAGACCGACCUCGAGCGUGUCAAGGCGCUCGACCGCAGCGAAGACUCGGCAUCCGGCUCGCCAUCGUCGCGCUCGCUCUCGACGGCACACCCAGCCACAGCGCCGAGUUCUGACAAGAAGGGCGGCGCGGUGCCCUCGGCGUCUCAGGACUCGUUCAGCACCAUGUCGGCCACACCGCAGGGCAGCGAGAAGAGCGGCACGCGCGGAAAGCCGGGUUCGUCGUUCAUGGCAACCGUGCGAACUUGGCUUGGAGGCGCCAACGAGAAACCCGUGAGGAAGGGCAAACAGGGCAAGAAGGCGGCUGCGUAUCGCGGACUUGGCAUCGACGAUGGCGUGGGUGCGGCGAGGUCGCCGACGGGAACCAUGACCACGUCGGGGAGCACAUCGACGUUUGGAGGAGGAGGCACGCCCAGCAGGACGCCGAGUAUGCGGCGCCGAUCCGCGCACUAUGCUCAAGCUUCGGCGUCGCGGCGUGGCGGGCCGAGAAGCCCGCACUUGGGCUCGAUGAGCCGCCGAUCGUCCACCGGAAGCUCUGUCCACGGGCACCUCGAACUUCCGCCCAACAGCUUUGCCACCAGCAUGAACCGGCCAGGCAACAUGCGUCGGCUGAGCGCGGGCAGCAUCACGCCCACGGGGACGCUGUAUGGCGAUUACAUGAACGAGGCAGGUGUGCCAACGUCUUCGCGCCACAGCCGGCCGUCGAGCUCGCACUCGCUCGCGCACUCGAGUGCCGCGCCGCGCUCGGGGCUGCAUGGCAAGGCCGGCUCCACGGGCAGCACCAGCUCGGCGUACCGAAGCGGCCAGGCGGGCAGCGGCUUUUCAGCGGGGAGCGGUAGGCGGCACGCGCGACCCGCACACGAUGGCGGCACGACGGUGCGGCGCCACCGCACGUACGCGUCGUCGACGGGCAGUCCGAGUCGGCGCAACUCGUUCCGGCACGACUCGAGGCCGUCGUCGAUCAAGUCGCGUGCUUCGUCGCCCGGGCGCGCCAUGGGGCUGAGCGAGUUUAGCGUCGAGGAUGCGGAUGGCGACGCGGGCGCAGCGGGCGCGAGGAGGUCGACGCGCAGCACGCCCCGACACUCGCUCGACCAGCGCAGUGUGUCGGACGUCCCCGGCCAUGCGCAGCAUCACCAGGUGGUGGCGCAGAGCAUCUUUGUGGCGCACAAGUCCAGGUCGCCCUACCGCCCGCCGUCGGCGACGGCGAGUCUGAGCGCGAGUCUGGCUCGUGCUGGACCUGGCGCGCAGGGAACGAGCAAGCUCGCGGGUUCUGGCGCGUCGGACGGGGCUGCGGCGGCGUCGAGCAGCUCGGCGCGUUUGCCGGCGACGGGGACGGGCACGUGGCGCCAUUCGUGGGGACGUCCGCCUCCGUGCUGGGCUGGACCUGUGGAUCCACCGCCCGCCGAGGGCGCAAGUGGCACUAAAGGCCGACGCGAAGAAGGGGCGCCCAAGCUGCGCGACGUGUUUGCGCACCGCGACGACGACGACUGGACGGACGAGGACGAGGAGCCGUCGUACUCUGGCGGGCUGGGUCAGAUGGGAUCCACCACCUCCAUGGCGGCCAAUCGCACGGCGAGUGCGGCGUCGAGUUCGCCGUACGCUACGCGGAAUAUGGCUGCGCUUGGCAGUGGCGGCGUGUAUCCCUCGCAAGGGACUGCGGCGGGCAUGGCGCCGUUCGGAUCGCGCUAUGCGGGCAUUCGCAACAUGUUCCAACCACCCACGGCGACGGGGUCGGGAUUCCGCAGCAAUCACCCCGUGUCGCUGAGCUUAGGCAACGAGUUUGCACCGAAACUGCUGUCGGCUACGAUUCACGAGUCGAAGCCUGCGGCAGGGGGAGGAGCGGAUGAUGGCAACGACGCGGCCAAGGGGAAGGAAUCGCCUCCAGCAGGGCUGCCAGCAGGGCCUCCAGCAACGGGUGCAGGCGGCACAAGCAGGAUCAAUGCCUUCCACAAGCCUGUACAGAUCAUCGAGGAGGAGGAGGAAGAUGAGUGA
This is a messenger RNA of Moesziomyces aphidis, 5124 nucleotides long. Lineage: Eukaryota; Fungi; Basidiomycota; Ustilaginomycetes; Ustilaginales; Ustilaginaceae. The record is from the annotation of a GenBank genome assembly.